This is a messenger RNA of Hemiscyllium ocellatum (epaulette shark), 1549 nucleotides long. RefSeq names its product dickkopf-related protein 3-like. Gene Ontology annotation, biological process: multicellular organism development; negative regulation of canonical Wnt signaling pathway. The coding region runs from base 80 to 1042 and encodes 320 amino acids. The record is from RefSeq and is a predicted model, not a curated record. Lineage: Eukaryota; Metazoa; Chordata; Chondrichthyes; Orectolobiformes; Hemiscylliidae. Gene Ontology annotation, cellular component: extracellular region. The transcript is spliced from 6 exons. Gene Ontology annotation, molecular function: co-receptor binding; receptor antagonist activity.
CGGUGAGUCACGCAGAGAUUGCUGUAUCGGGGCGGUGCAUCUUGCAGAGCUGCAGAAACAGCGUGGUACAUCGUACAUAAUGCAGAGCGCCCUACUCCUCUUGCUUCUGUCCGUGGCCCCCUUUGCCCACUGUAUUCCUGCUUUGCACAGGGAACUGCUCCAGGAAGAUGCGACUGAGAGCGUGGACCAAACGAGCCUCCGGGAGAUGUUUGAGGAGGUGGAGGAGCUGAUGGAGGACACACAGCAGAAGCUACAAGGAGCCGCCCGGGAGAUGGAGUUGAAGCAAGGGAGGAUGUUACGGGAUCUGGAGAGCGUAUCCGCCAACUACAGCAAACUUGGCGCACAUUCCAGGGCGAGAAACUUGACUAUCAGCGCUCUUCUGGAAAACAACAAGGAGUGUAUGGUUGACGAGGAUUGCAGGCAAGACCAUUUCUGCUGGGUCGAUGUCUUGGAGUCGAAAUGCUUUCCACAAAGAGCACAGGAGGAGAAUUGUACUCGAGAUGGAGAAUGUGAUUCGGAUUCUUUGUGUAUUUGGGGACAAUGCAAAAGAAGUGCCAUGAAAGGAGAAACUGGCUCCAUCUGUGAUAAGCAACAGGAUUGCAGUGGGAACCUAUGUUGUGCCUUCCACACCCAUCUCUUGUUUCCUGUGUGUACCCCACUGCCCACCAAGGGCCAACUCUGUCGUGACCUCACACUCCGAAGUUUGGAUCUCAUCACCUGGGAGAUGGAGCCAGAUGGAGCUUUAGACCACUGUCCCUGCGCCAAGGGGCUGGUGUGCCAACCUGAAGGUAACAUCUUUUUGUCGGUGUGUAAGGAGUCUGACCUUGAGCAGAGGGCGGUCUCUGCAGACUUGUCUCAGUAUAUGGAAAUGGAAGAGGCACCAUUUCUUCAGCUCGUAGCCCUCGAAGGUCCUGGUGAUGUGGAGAGCUACACCUACACAAUACCAGAUGUGGAAGAUGUAUGGGCUGUAGGACUGGAUUCAGUGACUGAUCUUUAUAACAAGGAGAACCCAGAGAACCAUGAUGAUCCCGACACCAUGUGAGAUAUUCCACAAGGAGAGAGUGCCAGUGUAAGAGGGCAGGAUCUGGUCAAAACCGCUAACAUUUCUUUAUCGUCCAAAUCAGGGCUAUGACAAUCCCUCCAUCACCUUUCUGUGCAUUAGGAAAUGCAAUAAGCAACUAAAGGCUUAAUAGUAGGUUAUUUUUAAAAUACGAUGUGUAGUUCCACUUGGCAUUCUGUCCACAGAUACCAUUUACAGCUUGCUUUAGUGAUGUAGACUGUAAAUCUGUCACAGACAUGUUAAUUUUCUGGACUGGAGGAUGUUUACAUGUCACACGGUUUACAUAUUUGGAGCAUUGCAGAAUACAUUUCCGUUGUGAGAAUUGAACACUCCUCAAAUCUGGUCUGCCCCCUCAAGUCAGUUCCAAUUUUUUUUUGAAAAAUAUUCCUAAAAACAGCAAGAAACCAUCAGGUUGUGGCUUUACCUCGCUAAAAUAUUUUCACAAGUAUGUAACUAUUAAUCAAUAAAAAGACACCUUUUCAGUUGUGA